CUUUGCUGUCAUCAUAGAUGACAGUGUUAAGAGAGGAGUGAUUGGUAGUCAAAUGCCUGCUGUGCUGGGCCAGCAGUCUGGAGAGUGGCCACUGCUCCUGUGACUUGGGAGGAGAGACAGUUGCAGGAAAUACUCAGUUUGAUUGGGGAAUUGAAACUGCAACCUAAACAGAGCCAUUGUUUGACUUUCUUCUUCAGAACCCAUGUUUUCACAUCUUUUUUUUGACUGUGUCCUGCUCAUGCUGCUACUGCUUACAAGUUCUUUGAAAGGGGCAUAUGUGUCUCAGGUGGGUCAGAAUGCUGAUCUGCCCUGCACCUACUCUCCAGCUACCACUGAGAAUCUCGUGCCUGUGUGCUGGGGCAAGGGACCCUGCCCUGUGUUUGAAUGUUACAGAUUGGUGCUCAGGACUGAUGGAAGGAACGUGACCUAUCAGACAUCCAGCAGAUACCUACUAAAGAGGGAUUUGCACAAAGGAGACGUGACCUUAACCAUAAAGAAUGUGACUUUAGCUGACAGUGGUACCUAUUGCUGCCGGAUCCAAUUCCCAGGUCUAAUGAAUGAUCAAAAAUCAAACCUGGAGUUGAUCAUCAAACCGGCCAAGGUCACCCCAGCUUGGACUCCAUGGAGGGACAUCACUACAGCCUUUCCAAAGAUGCUCACCACAAAGGGACCUGUCUCAGAGACACAGACACUGGAGGCCCUCCAUGAUAAAAAUCAGACAGAAAUAUCCACACUGGCUACUGAGUUACAAGACAUGGGUGCCACUACCAGAACAGGCCUCUACAUAGGAGCAGGAGUCUCUGCUGGGCUGGCUCUGAUUCUUAUCUCCGGUGGUUUAAUUCUCAAAUGGUAUUCUGACAGGAAAGAGAAGAUACAAAAUUCAAGCCUCAUCACUUUGGCCAACCUUUCUCCUUCAGGGUUGGCAAAUACAGCAGCAGAGGGGAUGCACCCAGAGGAAAACAUCUAUAUCAUUGAGGAAAACGUAUAUGAAGUGGAGGAUCCCUACGAGUAUUACUGCUCCGUCAAUGGUGGGCAGCAAUCCUAACAACCUCUGGGCUGCUGUCACCUUUCAACACCACCAGAUUCAACCACUUCAUUUUGGGGCUUGGUGUUGUCUUCUUUGAAAACAUGAGAUGGCUCAGCUGACUGAUUUGAGAAAUUCCGUCCUUGGCCACCGAGCAGAGUUUUUCCAUAUUUUAAAGAUAACUAGCUCACUCGAGGAUUGAGCUGGGACCUUUGAGGUAAUACACAGGCACUACAUUGCCUCUGCGUUCCAUCCACCCAACUCAGAGACUGCUAACUGGGACACUAGCGCUCAAGUGGGCUUUUAUAGAGAGUAAGAAUUCUUAAUAUGGGAUCUCAGGAAUUCUAGAUAUUCGAUUACACAGGGGAAAUUACGUGCUGAGAUAUAUGUGUGUCUUUUUCAAUACAGGAAGUUUAAAGGGGUCACUGAUUCUCAAAGAGCUCCAUGAUACACAGAACAGGUUAGGAAACUACUGGGGUAGGACUAGAUGGUCUUGAAUCCAUAAAAGCCUCAAAGUUUAUACUUCUUUGAAUGUUGACUCUGCAACAGUAAGUGCCAAUGCCCAGCUCUCCUUGGCCUCAGUUAAGAUGAUGGCCCAGCAAGGCCUGUGGUGUGGCAGAUGCUCCUGGAGAAAAAGGAAGUACACUCAGUGUGUGUUGACCAGUUUUGCUUGGGGUGUACUCAAAGGGAAAGAUCUCUAACCAACUUCUCCAUUCAUGGAAAGAAAUGGAGCAGUGUUUUUCAUAAAAGAAGAAGCAGUGACUGGGACACAAAUUCUGUCCCCUGGUGGAAAGUAGGUGAAGGUCUCUAGCUGUCUUUAUUUUUCAGAGUCAGAUCCCUUCGUGCCUCGACAAUGGUCCUUAAGCUUCAGUGCCAAGAUGGUGAAGAGUAGGUCCAUCUUGCCUGUUUUUUUCCUCCCCAGUUAUGGCACAACUCUGACACAUAAAUAGAGAUUUACUUAAUAUCUUUGGAGUGAAAAAAUUAAACAAGCAGAAAGGUAAAUUUCUGGAAAAACUUUUCCAUUGGAGAGUUCAGAUAGAGCUCUGUACCUUCACCUUGUGGGGAACUCAGAAAUACUCUUAAUCCUGUGUUUCUGGUCUUGUCUAGCUCUUAGUUUCUCAGCAUCUUCUUCCAGCUCAGGCCCUGGAAGUGUAUUACUCUGCUGUCUUCUUUCUCCUUUCUGCUGGAUGAACCAACAGUAGAGACCUGCCUGACACGGCCUUCUCCGGGUGAUGACUAAAGUGCUACUGUGUUGCAUGCAGGAGUUGUUGGUCACUGAGGAUGCAGGCAGCUGGUCUGUUACACAGUUCAGGCUGCAUCUAGACAGGAUUGGGAAGCAUUGGUUUUCUACUGGAGAUUUGAAAGGGAGAUCAUUUUGCAGAGUUCCAGGCAGUGGCUUUUAAACUAAUUGAAAAAUUAAUCUGAAGUGUUUUUAAUUUAUGAAAUUCUAAAGGGAAGAGGUUUCAAACACGUUUAAACCAGGUCAGUGAUUGCCCCACAAAAGGGAUUCUUAUCCUAAAAAAAUCUUUAAAUAGGAUAUAUAUAUAUAAGAACAACUAUUGUAACAGUGUUUGUGAGAGACUUUUUCCAUGAAUUGGGGAAUAGCUGGUUAGGUGGUAUUGCUAACACACUGGAACAGCUAAAAAAAUAAAAUUAGGUGGUUUCAUCAUUGAGUUGUUUUGCCAGUUCAACAGAUACUAAGUGCUUACCUUGUGCCAGGUACUGUGGUGCUGAUAUCACAGAGACCAAAUAGACACAUCCCUGACCUCAUGGAACUUCUCACUGAUCUGACAGGAAGGAGGAUUUCAUUCAUUCAUUCAGUGAACAUUUUUUGGCACCUACUUUGUGCCAAACAGUGUUUUAGUUCCUAGAAAUAUAGCAGUGAAGGAAACAGACAAAAUCCCUAGUCUCAGAGAGCUUGUGUUACUUUUCAAAGGAGAAGUCUAUGUUGCUAAUAAAAAAAAAAGGUUCUAGAAUAGUAUAAUUUUCUUAUUGUACUGUAAAAUAUUCCAGAAGCAUAUUCUAAAUAUAGUUAUUUCACAGGGACAAAUAGUGAAAAGAGUUUCACUUUUUCCUUUUUAUGUGUUUCUAUAACUGUUUUAAUCAUUUUUCCAUAUUUUUGUAAUAAAAAAAUUGAUUUAAGUAUGAUCGCAAUGUUUUCUUGUCCACCCUCCUUGUCAUAGAGAGAAAUGAAGACUUUGGAUAAGUUCAGGGUCACAGCCAGUGGCAGUGUGUAGCAUCACUCUAGAUGUGUCAAGAGUGGUUCCAGCAGGGAUUGGGACCCUGGUUUUCAGGGUAGGAUCAACUCUGUAUCAGUGAUUUGUAAUGAGGAAGAUGGCAGAAAGAUAACAAACUAUCAAGGAACCCCCAAAGUGUCUGGGUGAUGACAAGUGGUAACUUAAUUAAAAACAACAGAAAGAUUGGAUGUGUUAGAAGUGCCUUAGAAAUUUUCCUAGAUCUCUGCCAUAGACACCCACAGGGCCCGAAGAGGCUCCCUGAUCUUUUCAGACUGAAAAUUUAAGAUCUUGCCACGUUUUAUCUGCCUGUCACUUUUAGUGUUAGAAUUCCCAAGGCAGAAAUUCCAAGUGGUUUGACUUGUCAUUCAUUUAUUUGGGAACAUCCCCUUAUGCUUACUCCCAUUUAAAUUUGAUUUUCCCAUAAGUUUGCAUUUUUUUAACUGAAUACAAAUUAAUUUUGUCCCCAGAUUUCUAUUGAGAAAGUCUUUCCAGAGGUAAGUAGAGAUGCCCUAGAUCUGUAAUUUUAAAGAUUUUCAUCAUUCUUUUCUGGAACGCAGCUGGAAAGUAGAAAAGGAGAGAGACAGCUGGGACACUGGGUUGGAGAGUUCUCAAGCUUAAGGGAGCUCAGAUUUUAGCCAGUUUUCAGUGGAAAAGCUGUGUAGCAGAGAAUGCGUUAGAAAUGUGACUUUCAAGAUUCUAGAUCCUCUACAUCUUUUUUUCAGUUGUAUUGCCUGUAAUUAUAAAGGUCACUCAUUUACAUAGUAGCAGUUUUCUUUCGUAAUUCUUAGUCAAGCUCCUUCUGCUUAUGGUGUGACUCUUUUUCCAGAGAAAGUAGUGAUGUUUAAAAAAAUUAUUUAAGUUUUGCAGGUGUGGUUGUGGUGGUAGAAUGUCUGUUUAAAUAUCCACAUUAUUUUUAAUAUAAUUUUUUUGUGGGUGGGUCACCUUUGGAAAAUAUUUUGUUACAGCUUUAUAGUCUAUACUUAACAACAUGCCUUAUGACAAUCUGACAUGUUGUCUUUUGUGAUGUCUACAUUUCAUGCCUUUUAAACCUACUUCAUAAAAUAAAAGUAUUUUAU
Capra hircus (goat) is the source of this 4337-nucleotide messenger RNA. It is a transcript of the gene HAVCR2, whose product is annotated as hepatitis A virus cellular receptor 2. NCBI's taxonomy places the organism in Eukaryota, Metazoa, Chordata, Mammalia, Artiodactyla, Bovidae. The record is from RefSeq and is a predicted model, not a curated record. The transcript is spliced from 7 exons. Bases 203 to 1045 code for a protein of 280 amino acids.